AUGCGGAGGUUGAUCAUGGUUGUCGCUUUGAGCGCAUGCUGGGCAGAAGAUCCCACAGCGUCGGAGCUGCUGCCGAAGCCUCUCCAAAGUCCGCCCGCUGAAGCUGCUUCCAACGCGAGCGUCGCUGAAGGCAACAGCAGCGUGCCGCUGACCGAGAAGUUGCCAGGCACAGAAGAGCCCAAGAACACCAAGUCAAGUCUCCGCGGUGCUUGGAACAACGACUGGAAUGGUGCAGGAUGGAACGGCGGAGGGGGCAACAACGGUGGAUGGAACGGAGGUGGCAACAACGGUGGUGGAUGGAACGGAGGGGGCAAUGGUGGUCAUGGAGGAGGCGGCAGCUGGAAUGGCGGUGGUCACGGAGGAGGCAACAAUGGUGGAUGGAACGGAGGUGGCAACAACGGUGGUGGAUGGAACGGAGGGGGCAACGGUGGUCAUGGAGGAGGCAGCAGCUGGAAUGGCGGUGGUCACGGAGGAGGCAACAAUGGUGGAUGGAACGGAGGUGGCCACAACGGUGGUGGAUGGAACGGCGGGGGCAAUGGUGGUCAUGGAGGAGGCAGCAGCUGGAAUGGCGGUGGCCACGGAGGAGGCAACAAUGGUGGAUGGAACGGGGGUGGCAACAAUGGUGGUGGAUGGAACGGAGGAGGUAACAAUGGGGGAUGGAAUGGUGGUGGCCAUGGUGGAGGCAACGGUGGCGGCUGGGGCAGCGGCCACAAUCCUCCUUCCAGCCAGUGGGGGCCUAGCAACAACUUCGGUUGGGGCCAUGGUACUUCCGGGGAGACUUGCUGCAUGUGCUCACGGUCGAGAAAUGGCAAGACCCAGCUGUACGCUGCCGGAGACUACAAUCACAGGUACGGCUCACAGAGUGCCCACGAGCAUUGUGAUGAUGUUUGUGAGAUCCAGUGCCACUUCAAAGGAGGGCACAAGCUUGGCUGCUACGAGGAGCAGGCCCUCAUCAGCAUGAGCCGCCAAUAUCAGGGACAGAGCAGUUAUGAGAUUUUGCAUGAAGAUCAUUUUGGCAGCAUCUGCUGA
Symbiodinium natans is the source of this 1029-nucleotide messenger RNA. The record is from the annotation of a GenBank genome assembly. NCBI's taxonomy places the organism in Eukaryota, Dinophyceae, Suessiales, Symbiodiniaceae.